GCUACUUAAUAGUUAAUACUAUACUAUACUCGUCAGAGAAGAACCAUACUAAGACACUGGGCAGUGAUGCUGAGAGACAAAAGCCCUAAUUCUCAUCAGAGCCGCCCUUUAGUCUGGCUGCUCCGGUGAUUCGUUUCUACUGAUCAUUCCGCCGGCCGGUAUUUUCUCGAAAAGAUUUCAUUUUCUCCGUUGGCGAUUCGAUUUUGGAUUUGGCUUUCGGAGCUAUGGGCAACCAAUUAUGGUGAGGAAAUUAUCCUAUAAUUGGUUGCCCCAUAGCUCCGAAAUCAAACCCAAACACAAGUCUAUAUCUGGAUCAAUGGUAAUUCUUUUUCCAGUUAAGAUUUGGCAAAUAAUCUUUCUGUUGGAAAGAAAAUUCAGUGCUCAGAAUGAAUGGCUAUAGCCCAUUAGAGCAUACACUCCGCUACAUUAUUUGCGCAAUCAGUCCCUCAAAAGAUGACUGGUCUAUAAGAUUUCAAUUAAUUGAAGAACUACGAGCCGUUGUGGAACCCAUAGAAAGUUUGAGAGGUGCAACGGUUGAACCAUUUGGAUCUUUUGUAUCUGAUCUCUUCACAAGGUGGGGUGAUCUUGAUAUAUCUAUAGAGUUGGCCAAUGGUUCCUAUAUCGCAAGUGCUGGGAAGAAGCACAAACAAAAUUUACUUGAAGAUGUACUAAAAGCAUUGAAAAUUAAAGGUGGCUGUCGGAAAUUGAGGUUUAUUACCAAUGCAAGAGUCCCUAUAUUGAAGUUUCAGGGCAAGUAUAACAUCUCCUGUGACAUAUCAAUAAAUAAUUUGAGUGGACAAAUGAAGUCCAAAUUGCUAUACUGGAUCAGUACAAUUGAUGGACGUUUUCGUCACAUGGUUUUACUGGUCAAGGAAUGGGCAAAGGCACAGAGUAUUAAUGAUUCAAAAUCUGGAACUCUAAAUUCCUAUUCUCUUAGCUUGCUUGUUAUAUUUCACUUUCAGACGUGUGAGCCUGCUAUUUUACCUCCACUGAAAGAAAUAUAUCCGAGAAAUAUGGUGGAUGAUCUUACAGGUGUGAGGGUUACUGCAGAGAAUCUUAUUGAAGAAACAUGUGCUGUCAACAUAAACCGAUUUAAAUCUAAUAGUUCCAGAGCUCAAAACGACAGUUCUCUGGCUGACCUCUUCAUCUCAUUCAUUGGGAAGUUCUGUGACAUUAGUUCCAAGGCUUCAGAUCAAGGCAUAAGCACCUACACUGGACAGUGGGAAGACAUUGAAGGCAACAUGAGAUGGUUACCAAAAACAUAUUCACUAUUUAUUGAAGAUCCGUUUGAACAACCUGCUAAUACAGCAAGGAGCGUUAGCAGUACACAACUUGCAAACAUAUCUGAAGCUUUUCAGUCAACCUACAAUAUGCUUACAUCUCCCAAUCAAGAUAAAAAAUUGCUCUUGUCUACUCUCAUGAAGCCACCCACUACGAAAUUUGCGGGGGGAACACCUACUAGAAACUAUGGCAACUAUAGUAGAGAUGGCGUCAGGAUUCAACAAGCUCAAAGAACCACGCAACCAUCAUUACAACAUCAGUUUCAAGACAUGAGGAUCAACAGGCAGCAGCCGAACAGGGCAAUUCAUAGACCUUCCCAGGAUUCUCCUGCUCAAUUACAGCCAGUAUGGAGGCCUAAAUAUGACAAAAAGAUUGCAGAAUAAUUCGCCUGGCUUAGAGUUUGCAUCCUUGAAGAAGCUGAGGUUCCAUUACGUUUCGUGAUCUCCUUUUUCAUCAGAGAGGUGCCUGUACCCAGAGUUGGAAGGGAAGACCUUAUGAUGAAUCUGUUGUUUGUGCUCAUUUCCAAUUCAAUACACAACUGUGCAUUGUUCUGAAUCCAGUGUUUUGGACCUUUUAAAUUUGAUAAUAGGAUUUAAAAAAAUGUAAUGAGAGAUGAACAUUAAACUCUAAGAACGUGGAUAACAUCUUUGUUUGAUGCUUUGUGGAAUUGUGCUUGUGCUUUGCUCUGUAGAGUUUUUGUAUUACUGGUUAACUCUGGCCAGUUGGACUAGUGCUACGCGAAUUGUCAAUUUUAUUA
This is a messenger RNA of Ipomoea triloba (trilobed morning glory), 2038 nucleotides long. Its product is annotated as protein HESO1-like. The record is from RefSeq and is a predicted model, not a curated record. The transcript is spliced from 11 exons. Bases 387 to 1664 code for a protein of 425 amino acids. NCBI's taxonomy places the organism in Eukaryota, Viridiplantae, Streptophyta, Magnoliopsida, Solanales, Convolvulaceae. Gene Ontology annotation, molecular function: RNA uridylyltransferase activity.